Messenger RNA from Protopterus annectens (West African lungfish), 4872 nucleotides. Its product is annotated as syntaxin-1A-like. The coding region runs from base 23 to 916 and encodes 297 amino acids. The record is from RefSeq and is a predicted model, not a curated record. Gene Ontology annotation, biological process: exocytosis; intracellular protein transport; synaptic vesicle fusion to presynaptic active zone membrane. Gene Ontology annotation, molecular function: SNAP receptor activity; SNARE binding. The transcript has a single exon. Lineage: Eukaryota; Metazoa; Chordata; Ceratodontiformes; Protopteridae. Gene Ontology annotation, cellular component: endomembrane system; SNARE complex; plasma membrane.
CUUCCUGCAGAUAAAUGUAAAAAUGAAGGACAGACUACAGGAGCUGAGAGAUGUUGCAAAGCAGAGGAGCAGCUUUCAUACUAGACAGCUUUACUUGGCUUAUGAUAAUGCCAGUUACAGACAAAAUGAGCUUAGAGAUGUGGACCACUGUCUGAAGGACAUCUCUAAGUUUUAUUUGGGAAUAAAAGAACUAAUACAACAGUCAGAAGAAAUUGACAAAAAACAGCAGCAGGUACUUUCCUGCACUACACAAGAAAGUAUAUGUACUGAAAAGAAGAAUUUGAGCCAGACAAAAAAGUCUUUCCUGGACAAUGCACAACUGAUUCACUCUCAGCUGAACACACUGGAGCAGACAUUAUACGAUCGAAAUAAAAGUGCAUCUGCCAACAGUCGCAUUCGACAAUGUCAACACAUAGCUCUAAAAAAGCAGUAUCAAGAUGUUAUCUAUCAGCACUAUGUUAAGGAGACUGAGUAUACUCACAAACUGAAGACACAGAUUAUGAGACAGGCAGAGCUGGCAGGAUUACAUCUUUCACAGGAAGAUAUAAAUGUUUUUGUGGACAAAUCGAUAGCUUUACAACUUGUUGGUCAUGAUCUUCAGAUCAGUGAAGCCAAGAAAAAUUUAGCAGCUGUAGAAGAAAGACAGAGACAGUUGUUAGAACUGGAGUCCCAGAUUACUGAACUUCAUGUCCUGUUCCAAGAUUUUGGAACAAUAGUGAAUGACCAGCAAGAUGUGCUUAACUGCAUAGAGUAUAAUGUUCUGAAAGCAAAUAACUAUACCUCUCAGGCAAAUGAACCUCUUAAAAAAGCUUUGACAUAUCAGAAGAAAUCUCGUCUCAUGUCAGCCAUUUCUGCAGUAUUAGGUGUGUGUGUCUGUUGCACGUGUUUGUCUUGUGUUACAAAAACAUUGCCUUAAAUGUACACCUGAGAGGCAACAUGACCUAACUGAGCAACUACUUUCAGUAAGCACAGCAUUAAAAAAGAUAAAACAAAACCUGCAAUACCAUUGGAAGGGAUUUUUUUAUUCUUUUUUUUUGUUGUUAUUCAGCAUGGAACAUAAAAUCCUACUUUUGUAUUGAUUGGUGUUUGCCUGAGACAGUGAAUUAAUUCAACAGAACUCAGCUGAUUCAUUUUCAGGUACAUUUUAAAUACAAAACUUUAUAUGGACUGCUGCAUAAUAUUAAAGCAUUCAAGGCUGUGAUUUAUCAAAUGCCUUGCCAUAACAUGACUUGGCUAUAUUCUGUGACAUCUUAUGUGUUAGGUAAAUACUUUAUAACUCAUAUCUGGAUUUUGAUUUAAUGAUUAAAUUAUUGUAGUUUAGUUUUAUUAUGUUUUGAAUUUUGUAGGUAAGAUACAUACAGACUGUCUUCCAUUAUAAUUUAUUGUCUUCCUUUAAACAGAAUACCAGUUCCAGAACUGUGUACAUUAUUUGUUAAUUUAUUUAUUAUCCUUUUGAUUACGAAUAUUGUUUCACAACAUAUUUCAUAUGAUUAGCAGUUACUUAGAUUUAGUUUAAAUGAACCAGUUACAGAAACUUAAAACAUGAAUUCUAAUGUUAGAUAAGGACUGCUUGACCCACGUAGUCUAUAGUUACCUUCAUACUGAUACACUGCAGGUUCUACUUAAGAAAAAGUUUAUUUCCUCCAGCAAGCACAAGAAUUGAUUAAUGUCUUUCCCAUACUGGCGUUAAGCACUUCAUAGUUGGAUAUAAGCUUAAGAGAAGGAAAGAGAAAUUUCACAUUUACUUUAGCUUUGCUUACUUGUAUUAUCCAUUAGCUAAGCAUUUUUUCAGUUUAUUUUCUUUGAAUUUGGCAACCAUUUAAAACAUGAAAACAUAGUUACUUCACCAAAAGUGUUUGCUGUAGUCAAACAUCUUACUCAAGGUGCAAUUAAAACUUGUAAAAAUAUAUAUUAAGGUGUGCUAUUGUCUUAUUAUUUAGGGAUAAACAGUCAUGAAAGAGGCAAAAUAGUCUGCCAGUUUAUGCAUAGGUUUGAAAACUAAAGGUUGUAUGUUCAUACCUUGAUAGAAUCAUAUAUACAUAUUUGGAUAUGCACUGUAUGACCUGAGAAACUUACACAAAUUGUUAACGACUGCUACUUGGUUAGAGAAAUUGCAAUGGACUGAAAAUGCUAUGUCUCAGCAUCCAUACUGGACACUGUAAAUGGAAGGCAUAGAUAGGUAUACAAAAGCAUCAUUUCAGAAUAAGGCUGUGUAGUAACGUGGCUGAAUAUAAAAAAAAUCAAAACUCGUCUAUGAUCAGAAGUAGAGCAAAUAUAUAUGUUACCAUACCUGAGGCGACACAGUUCCAAGUAUCAUUUUAUUACAAAGUACGCCAUUUUCACUAGUUUUCUCAUAUAUCACUGCCAAACCUUUCUCUGUCACUAUAGGCAGCUGAAGUUAACUUUUCCUGCAAGUUGCCUGACAUGCAAACUAACCACUGAAACCAAAUGUGUUAACUGCAGGUGUUAUUUUAUUCUGACAUGACUUCUCUUACUGCCAUAUUUCCAGAAGCAGUGAUGUAAGCAGAAUAUCAUCUUUUCAUGCUUUAGCUAGAAGCAUAGCUCUCAACUUCUUUCAAGAAUCAUGGACAAAACCAAAAACAAUGAGGGACAAUUUUUAAAUAUUACUGUAAUUCACUUAAAAAAAAUAAAAGAAUGCCAGAUUUUGCAUCAAAAUGCAUUUCCUGAAGAAUGAUAGGUAGAAGGCACUAAUGCCUGGCAUUAGUGACUGUAAUCCUUAGUGAUCUACCAGAAAUUCAAACAUUCUAUAAGGGACAGGGUAAAAAUAGAUGCAAAAUUAGGGACCCUGAAAAAUCAGGGACCACUGAGAGCUAUGAAUAGAACUAAUACAAUAGAAACUAUAGUUAAAACCGUAAAAUACUGCAUGAAAAAAAAAACAUUGUUUUAUUUUUCCAUUUCUGCUAGGUUAGGUUUAACCCUGAGGUCAUCCUGAUAUCAGAUGAACUCCAUAGGUCAAUGACGAUUACCUUCUAUAAAUUACAUGUUCAUAUAGCUAGCUUGUGAGGUACUGUAGUACACUCUUCUGGGAUUUUAAUGUGUCAGUGAAGAAUUCAGGAUGUUCUUUUAACAGUGUUACCCAAACAUUAUAAAAACAUCCAGAUGAGGUACAGUAUUAUCUUAUAUUGUUAGGAUGAAAGCUUUAAAUGACAUUAUUAUUUGGAUAGGAACACAUAGUCUGCUUGAGAUGUCUAAUGGAGGGUUAUUUAUGAUAACGCUACAUAACUAUUUAUAUAUGCAGAGUAAAUGUUUAUUUUGAGUGACCGUUUUUCCUUUUAAUCAUAAGGAAAGACAAAAAACACACUGCCUCUGUAUUACUUAGUAGGAAUGAUUUGUGACACUCUUUUUAUCAUUUCUGUCAAGUUAUUUAGGUGAUCUUUCAUUCCUUAAUAUAUAGGAAAAAACAGCAUGAUUGUUAAUCACCUUUAAAGUACAAUAUGUUAAAUAAAAGAGAAUACUGCAGGUAACCCUACUGGCUACUUAUAUUUUUACAAAUUCUGUAUGGGAAUCUCUACAUAUCAAAAAGGUUGCACUUUCUCAAAUAUCUGAAUAAGCAGAGGAUGUUCUUGGGCUGUAUUCUUUUUUUUCAAACAUCUGUAUUAAAUUUCCACAUAUGACAAAGGCAAUCUUACAUUUAUAUAAAGGAAAAACAUACAAAAUUAUAUCACUUUAGUUGCAAACAGUUUAGGUUUUAUGCACUCAGAACACGUGCAUUACUAUUUUUUCUUGUAAGUUCCUAAGUUACAUCUCUACUGAACUUUUGGAAAAUGCAAUCAGUAUUUCCGAUUCUUGUGAGACCAGUUUCAGACUUCAGCUGUAUAAUUUACCUGGUACCUUUUUAAGGAACUUACAUGUCACUAUGCAUUUGUGGUCAGCUUCAAAAGUCCAGUGUAAUGUGAACAAGGCUCCACUUCUGUGAUACUAAAAUGUUGCUAACCAUCACAUUCUGAUUCAAGCAUGCCCUCUUUGUUUACUAAUACUGACCAAAAAUGAAUGGGAAUCAAGUUUGUGUGUGUGUGUGUGUGUGUUUGUGCACAUGCAUCCAUUUGUACAUUUUUUGGCAUUCUUUAUCCAUAUAAGAACUAAAUAAUUUGCCAUACUAAUUAGAAAACUAGAGCAAACUUAUGCAUUAUGGUCUUCAGUCUGUAUACUACCCAAAUUUCUUCCACUGGUCACCACAAUCACCUCUCUUAGAAAGUGAAAGUACUUUAUUGCUUAAGUGAAGUGCCAGUAAUCAGUUACAAAAAAUAAUGGACAAAGUAUUGUUUGUAGUGCCUAAUGCAUUUAUAUGCCAACCCAGGCCAUCCCUAUGGUGUUGAUGUAACAUUUCAUAACCCAUUCCUGUUCUUUAUCAUCUAUUCAAUCACAAAAUAAAGAGAAAAUUGCCUGCUACAUAAUGCUUUGGUAUUUACUUAAAAUAACUGUGUCACUAAUACGUAACUGCUGAGAAGUCAUUUUUUGUUACAACAAAUCAGAUUGUGUUGUCAACAUUAAAUGCAGUAACACCACAUUUUGUACACUACAUGCUCUCAUCAAGAUUAGGGACAGUACAACCACUUUUCUCAAUAUAUUCAUUUCUAGUCAUGCUGGAGAAAGGGUCUUACAUUUAAAUGAGUGUAUAAUGUUGUACAAAAGCUUAUUUAUUUAUUUCACUACAAUGUUUUAUACAUUUGCACUUGAUUUUGAUGUUUAAAUGUGUACCAUAGUAAUUUAAAUUAUGAAUCACAGGUAAUGGCAUAAGCAGUAUUUUUCAAAACAGUAUAAACUACAGCCUGCAAUGUAUGGUUCAGUUAAAUGUGAAUGUUAUGUGAUCUGUUUUCGUGUACAAUAUAUAAAUGUGCACACACAUGUAUA